CACCGGUGACGUGCGCUGAGCGGAGAGGCAAGAUGGCUACAUCGGCUUGGCUGCGUGGCCCAUCUGCUAUGCGCCUGACGGAGGGUUUGGUGUCGGUUCUUAAAGAACAGCGUCCGGAGUAUAUACCGGCUCUGUUAACCAGCUACAGGGAGCAUGGCGUGUUCCCGACGCAGAGCGCGAGCGCCGUCGGUGGGCUCGUGGGCUUCAGCAAUGCCAAACUCGGCUCGAGCAAAACGAGGUUUGAGGGGCUCUGCCUGCUCUCCAUGCUGGUUAAGGACAGCUCCAGCGAUCUGUUCCAGCAACACUGUCUCUCCUGGCUGCGCUCUCUGCAGCAGGUCAUACAGUCUCAGGCUCCAGUUCAGACCAUCCAGCUCGCAGCGAGCGUCCUGAAGGACGUGCUGCAGUAUUCGUCCCAGCUACCAGAGCUGGCCAGGGAGGUCGGCCUCAACUCCAUCCUCGGCAUCCUAACAUCUCUGCUGGGCCUUAAGACAGAGUGUGAGCUGGCAGCUAUGGAGGGCAUGAUGGCCUGCAUGACCUACUACCCCAGAGCCUGUGGAUCCCUCAAGGACAAACUGGGGGCGUAUUUUCUCUCCAAAAUGGACAGUACAAACAAGAAAACACAAGAGAUGGCCUGUCAAUGUUAUGGUCACCUGCCCUGCCUGGGGGGCCUGUUGGAUAGAGGGGUGGGUGCUGGCAGAGCUGAGGGUUGGACCAAUCAGAUUCACUGCCUACUGGCCUCAGCCAAUGGCCAACUGGCUCAGAUAUACCAGGGUUCCGAAACAGAUGGAACGGUGCAGUACGAAGGUCCAGGAGUGGAGCUGGCAUUUCCCUAUCUUGACCAAUCCGAUCCCCUGCUGUUGCUGCAGCUCCAGCACAGAUACACAGCUGUCUGCCUAGCACUCAAACACACACUCAGGGUGGAUCCAGCCUCAGCUGUCCGUCUGCCUGUCAGACCAAUACUCAACCUAGUGUGCCGAGCCCUCGCUGUCAGCUCCAAAAGCAUAAAUUUAACAGGAGAUGGAAGUGUGAGGCUGCUGGUCUUGCCUAUCAUACACACCAACACACUGGAGGUCUUAUCAUCCCUCAUCACAGCUGUGCGUAGCGGCAUGGUUCAGUAUGCCGCUGUGCUACAGAGGCUGUUUUCUCAAACCCUGUCUGCCUGGACGCCUUUACCCGAAGCCAGUAUGGGACAGCAGAGAGCCUACAGCUCUGUGCGCGUGGCAGUGUACAGAACCUUAGAGCUGUGGCUCCAGGUGGCCGGAACCUCUGCUAGCAUCCUUCAGGGAAGCCCUGGCCACUCAGAGCUCUUGUUUAACCACCUGUUAGGUGACAUCACACCAGGGGCGGAGUCUGUCAAGCUCCGGGCGGGUCUGUCGGCAGAUGUUGUUCCUGGAGGGAAGCCUGGCCCGCGGCGGACAAAAACAUUAGUCAUGGCAGAUGCAGUCGGGCCGUCACUCCAGAGAAAAGGAGACCUUCUGGCGAAUCAGGAUACUUGCCUUUCAGCCCUCAGGGUGCUGAGACAAAUCAUACUGACCAGCGGCACACUGCUGAAGGAUGAUAUACACAAGCGCCUGCACGAUGUGGUGUUGCCACUGUGUGUGCGCUUACAGCAGCAGUCCAGCAGCAACACUACAUGUGAAUCUGCAGGGGGCGUCAGUGGGCAGUACAGCAGUGCUCUCAGCCGACGGGAGCUGUACAGGUUUUUGCUGGCUCUCGUCCUGGUCCCAUCACCCUGUUGGCCCCCACCUCUGACCUGCGCUGUGUCCAUCCUCAGCAACGGACGCAAUGACCGCAACCUCAAGGUGUCUACAUUCUGCAUUGAGGCUCUGACCAUCUGUAACUCCCUGCUUCACCCUCGUACUCCCUCCAUCGCCCUGCCCUUGCCACCACUUGCCCUGAAGCCCACCCCUACCGCUCCAGUGCUCCCCUCCACCCAGGGACCUACCUCUGGUCUCACUUUGCCAACCCUCCUUGGAGGCCCUGCCCCUGGCCCUCCCUUUCCAACCCGCCACACCCUAGGCCUUGGCCCCGCUUCCCUGCUUGGUUCUCUGGAGAACCACCUCUCCCUGGUUCCGGGACUGCCGGGCCAAACCCCGACCCCAGGAGACAUGAUUCUUUCCCCGCAUGCGCACCACCAGCAGGACCCUGCCGGACUGGCCCCUCCGGAGGGGCAGAGACCCGUGUUUGUCCGAUACGACAGAGAGGAAGCGGAUGACGUCGAGAUCUCUCUAGCCAGCGACUCCGACGACAGCGUGGUCAUCGUUCCCCCGGGGAUGCUCAACAUGGAGAACCAGCAGGAUGACACGGCAGGGGCCAACUCUCAGAACAUGGCCUCUGCCGCACAAGGGGGCACCACAGCUGCACUACCAGGAGGCGAGUCGGUCACCAUGGUCCCCACCACAGCGACAGGCGCGACAAUAGACGGGGUCGCGCUCCCCAACGACCUCGCCACCUCCUCCCCCCUGCUCACCACCUCCACCACCCCUAUCAACUCCUUCCCUUCUUCCGGGGCCUCGGUGGUCUCCCUGGUUCCACCUUUGAACUCCAGCGCACUCACAGCGCCACCCGGUGGUCUGGGGGACUCGUUGCCCAGCAGGCCGCAACUCCAACAGAUGCUCUUGCAGCCCUCCGCCCCAGGUCAGCCUGGUCCCAUCGGCCUGCCGCUCCAGAUACACCAGCUGCAGAAUCAGCUGAGCCAGCAGGGACGGCAUCUCCACCCACACCCGCCACCGCCCCCCAGCAACGAAGACUCCGGCGUCAUCAACAUUAACAGCACCGACGAUGAGGAGGAGGAAGAGGAAGACAUGGAGGACGACGAGGAGCUGGAGGAGGAGGAAGAGGAAGGGCUGGAAGAGGAGGAGGAGGAGGAAGUGAGCGAUUUUGCUGAUGAAGAGUUUUACGACGGGGAAGAGUAUGAGGAUUACGAUGAAGAAGAGGGGGAGGAUCUGGAUGAGGAGGAGGAUGAGGAGGAUGGGGACAUACCUCCGCUGGAGGGAGCAGAGGACAAGGCUGGAGAGGAAGGGACGGAGGAGGGGAAGAUGCUCCGAGCAGCAGCAGUGGAAGAAGGAGAGCUGCCCGGCUUCAGUGUGGAGGGAGAAGCAGAGGGAGGGAUAGAGGAAAUCCAGACCAACAGAGCGCUGUUUGCGGAGGACAGGAUGAAGGUGCAGGAGGUGGAGAGCAUCGGAGUCCUGGAGGAGGCGCGAGAGGGGGAGGGCGAGGAGGACGAAAGUGAAAGGAUGGACGACCCCACCAUGCCACAGAUCCUGUGUGUCACCGGAGGAGCAAUGGAGGAGAGAGACGAGGCCGAGGAGGCGGCUGUGGAGGCAGGAAGAGGGGAGGGAGGAGGAGCACUGCAGGAGGAAGCAAACCUGUGGGAGCAAGGAGCCAAUGAGACUGAGCCGAAAGCUGCCUCAGAAGAAUCCACGUCCAAUAAGAGUCUACAGGAGUCGGGAGCUGAACCCGCACAGGAAGCCGUCAUGAGCGAUGACCAGCCAUCGAGUCAGCAGGAGGAACAGCUUGCAGCUGUUCAAGAAGGGGACGUGGCAGCGGCUGAUUCUGAAACCUCAAGAGAUGCGAACAUGAAAGAGCAAGAGGAGACAGACCCUGAGACAAGAGAACAAGUACAAGCAGAGCAGGAUGCCGAAGGAGGAGGAGGAGGAGGCAGGGAGAGCGAUGGAGAGGAGGGGAAAGGAGUGAAGAGGAAGAGAGAGGAGGCGCACAGGGAGGAAGAGGCGGGGCAGAGCACUGAGAAGAAAAAGAUGGAUGAAGACGCCAUGGCCUCCAUGUUGGCUGAUUUCGUUGCCUGUCCACCUGAUGAUGAAGACGGUGCCACCGGAUCGAACCGCUCAUAAAAACAAAACAAAAAAAAUUGCCAACCUGAACCGAUGUGAUUGAACUGACCAUGGAUACAUUAUAUACUGCUACAAUACUGCAUCAUUUUUUUUUUUCUCCAAGGCUUAGUUACCUCAUACAACAUCUCGUCAUUUUUUAAAACAUUUUUUUUUUUACCUUUUCUUUUCCAACUUCAAGCUACAACAUGUGGGGCAUGGGACUAUGGGUCACAUCACCCGCCUUGUAAUUGGCACGAACUAGACUUAACUAAAACAAGCAGUACAUUUUGUAAAGCCCCAAGAACAGCUGACCCCGACCAGAGCUGAGGCUCGAUCAAACACAUCACCUGGAACGUUGUGAUGCCUUUGUUCUCGUUUGUAGUUCAUAGUAUCCUACAGUUCAGACUAUGACGUGGUUUUCUUGGAUUUAUAUGUACCUUUUAUGCUCUGUAUGUUUUGUCAGAACUGCCACAUGUUUUGUUAUAAAAAAAAGUAAAAAAAAAAAAAAA
Acanthopagrus latus (yellowfin seabream) is the source of this 4339-nucleotide messenger RNA. It is a transcript of the gene pelp1, whose product is annotated as proline, glutamate and leucine rich protein 1. Lineage: Eukaryota; Metazoa; Chordata; Actinopteri; Spariformes; Sparidae. Gene Ontology annotation, biological process: rRNA processing. Gene Ontology annotation, cellular component: nucleus. Bases 33 to 3851 code for a protein of 1272 amino acids. The transcript has 19 exons. The record is from RefSeq and is a predicted model, not a curated record.